AUGCUGCUGACUUGGCUCCUCGCGAUAGCUCUCUCCCAUGUUGCUGUGAGCCAAGAUUCCGGCCCUGAGUACGCAGACGUGGUGUUCCUGCUGGACAGCUCCGACCGCCUGGGCGCCAAGGCCUUCCCGUCUGUGAGGACCUUCGUCAGCAAGCUGAUCAACAGCCUCCCGGUCGAGGCCGACAAGUACCACGUGGGCCUGGCGCAGUACAGUGACCGGCUCCACCACGAGUUCCACCCCGGCACCUUCAAGGGCAGAGGCCCCAUGCUCAGCCACCUCAAGAAGCACCUGGCCUUCGUGGGCGGGUCCCUGCGUGUGGGGAACGCCCUCCGGGAGGCCCACCGGACCUUCUUCUCCUCCAGGGACGGGAGGGACAAGAAGCUGUUCCCCCCGCUCCUGGUGGUCCUGGCUUCGGCCGAGUCCGAGGACGACGUGGAGGAGGCCGCGAGGGCCCUGCGGGCGGACGGGGUGAGGAUCAUCUCCGUGGGGCUGCAGCAGGCCUCCGAGGAGACCCUGAAGGCCAUGGCCACGGCCCCGUUCCACUUCCACCUCCGCACGGCCAGGGACCUCGGCACCUUCUCCCAGAACAUGACGCAGAUCCUCAAGGACGCGGCCAAGCACCGGGAGGCGGCGGUCGACGAUAUCCUGGUGGAAGUGUGCCAAGGCCCUUCCGUGGCCGACCUCGUGUUCCUGUUGGACGUGUCGGUCAACGGCAGCCAGGAGGACCUCAACUACCUCAAGGACUUCUUGGAAGAAAGCGUGUCUGCCCUUGACAUCAAGGAGAGCUGCAUGCGGGUGGGCCUGGUGGCCUUCAGCAACGAGACGACGGUGCUCGGCUCUCUGAGUGCCGGGACAAACAAGUCGGAGGUCCUCCAUCGCAUCCAGACCCUCUCCCACCGGGCCGGCCCGGCCCACACAGGGGCCGCCAUCAGGAAGGCCCGGAAGGAGGUCUUCAGCCCACGUCAUGGCAGCCGGAAGAACCAGGGCGUGCCCCAGAUCGCCGUGCUGGUGACGCACAGGCCCUCGGAAGACAACGUGACCAAGGCGGCCGCGAGCCUGCGACGCGAGGGCGUGACCGUUUUCACCCUGGGCGUGGAGGGCGCCAGCGAGGCCCAGCUGGAGAGGAUAGCCUCGCACCCCGCCGAGCAGCAUGUGUCCAGGCUGAAGGCCUUCGCCGACCUGCCUGCCCACAACCAGACGUUCCUGAAGAAGCUGCGGAACCAGAUCACGCACACGGUCUCCGUGUUCUCAGAACGCACCCAGAUCCUCAAGGCUGGCUGCGUGGACACCGAGGAGGCAGACAUCUACCUGCUCCUCGACGGCUCAAGCAGCAUCCAGGCCUCGGACUUUCAGGAGAUGAAGGCCUUCCUGUCGGAGGUGGUGGGAAUGUUCGACGUCGCACCCCACAAGGUGCGCGUGGGGGCCGUGCAGUUCUCCGACCGCCAGGACUUGGAGUUUGAGGCCGACAAGUACUCCAACAAGCACGACGUGGGCAAGGCCAUCGAGAACAUCAGGCAGAUGGGCGGGGGCACCAGCAUGGGUGCGGCCCUCAACUUCACCCGCAGCCUGCUGCAGGAAGCCAGGAGGCAACGGGGCAACCGGGUGCCGCGUCAUCUCGUCGUCCUGACGAGCGGCACGUCCGAGGACGGCAUCUUGGAGCCCGUUGGCUGGCUGCAGCAGGAGCGCGUCCGCGUCCACGCCAUCGGGGUCCGGGACGCCAACCAGACCCAGCUGCGGGAGAUUGCGGGAGACGAGAAGAGGGUGUACUACGUGCAUGACUUUGACGCCUUGAAGGACAUCCGGAACCAGGUGGUCCAGGAAAUCUGCACGGAGGAAGCCUGCAGGGAGAUGAGGGCCGACAUCGUGUUCCUGGUGGACAGCUCGGGCAGCAUCGGGCUGGAGAACUUCCACAAGAUGAAGACGUUCAUGAAGAGCCUGGUGGGCAAGUCGCAGAUCGGGCCGGACCGGGUGCAGGUGGGCGUCGUCCAGUUCAGCGACGUCAACCGGGAGGAGUUCCCGCUGGACCGGUUCUCGUCGCAGGGCGAGGUCGCCGCCGCCAUCGACCGCAUGGUGCACCUCGGGGAGACCACCCUGACCGGCGCCGCCCUGAGCUUCGUGUCUCAGUACUUCCUCCCCGCCAAGGGGGCCCGGGCCGGCGUCAGGAAGUUCCUCAUCCUCAUCACCGACGGCGAAGCCCAGGACGCGGUGGGAGCCCCGGCGGCCGCGCUCCGGCAGGAGGGCAUCCUCGUCUACUCCGUGGGCGUGUUUGGCUCCAACGUCACGCAGCUCGAGGAGAUCAGCGGGAGGCCCGAGAUGGUCUUCUACGUGGAGAACUUCGACAUCCUGCAGCGCAUCGAGGACGACCUGGUGUUCGGGAUCUGCAGCCCCCGGGAAGAGUGCAAGCGGAUCGAAGUCCUGGACGUCGUGUUCGUGAUCGACAGCUCGGGCAGCAUCGACCAGGACGAGUACAGCGUCAUGAAGGACUUCAUGACCGGCCUGGUGCGCAAGGCCGACGUGGGCCGGGACCAGGUCCGCUUUGGGGCCCUCAAGUAUGCCGACGACCCCCAGGUGUUGUUCUACCUGGACGAGCUGGGCUCGAGGGCGGAGGUGAUCUCCGCGCUGCAGGGCGACCAGCCUGUGGGCGGCAGCACGUACACCGCCGAGGCGCUGGGCUUCUCCGGCCACAUGUUCACCGAGGCCCGGGGCAGCCGGCUGCACAAGGGCGUCCCGCAGGUGCUCAUCGUCAUCACCGACGGGGAGUCCCACGACUCCGACCAGCUCAACGCCACGGCCCAGGCCUUGCGCGACAAGGGCGUCCUCAUUCUGGCCGUGGGCAUCGCGGGCGCCAACCCGGUGGAGCUGCUGGCCAUGGCGGGCUCCAGCGACAAGUACUUCUUCGUGGAGACCUUCGGGGGCCUGAAGGGCAUCUUCUCGGACGUGUCGGACAGUGUCUGCAACUCUUCCAAAGUAGACUGUGAGAUCGAAAAAGUGGACCUCGUGUUCCUCAUGGACGGCUCCAACAGCAUCCUGCCGAGCGACUUCACGAAGAUGAAGGAAUUUUUGGCCUCGGUGGUCCAGGACUUUGACGUCGGCCCGGACAGGGUGCGGAUAGGCGCCGCCCAGUUCAGCGACGCCUACCGGCCGGAGUUCCUCCUAGAAGACUUCGUGGGGGGGAAGGAGAUCUCGCUCCGGAUCGCAGGCAUCCAGCAGCUCUUUGGCUACACGCACAUCGGCGCCGCGCUCCAGCAGGUGGGCCGCUACUUCCGGCCCGACUCGGGCAGCAGGAUCCAUGCGGGGACCCCGCAGGUGCUGCUGGUCCUCACGGACGGCCGGUCGCAGGACGAGGUGGCUCCGGCCGCCGAAGCCCUUCGGCACCGGGGCGUGGACGUCUAUACCGUGGGCAUCGGGGACGUGGACGAGCAGCAGCUGGUCCAGAUCACUGGGACGGCGGACAGGAAGCUCACCGUGCAGAACUUCGACGAGCUGGCCAAGGUCAAGAAGCGGGUCGUGCGCAACAUCUGCACCACGGGCGGCGAGAGCAGUUGUUUCGUGGACGUGGUGGUGGGGUUUGACGUCUCCACGCAACAGAAAGGCCAGACCCUGCUGGAGGGCCAGCCUUGGGUGGAAACCCGCCUUCAGGACGUGCUGCGUGCCAUCAGCUCCCUCAACGGAGUCAGCUGUGAGGUGGGCACGGAGACGCAGGUCAGUGUGGCUUUCCAAGUGACCAACGCCGUGGAGAAGUACGCUCCCAAGUUUGAGAUCUUCAGCGAGAACAUCCUGCACAGCCUGAGGGGCGUGACGGUCGGGGGACCGUCCCUCCUGCACGCAGACCACCUGGCCUCGCUGUGGGACGCGUUCCAGAACAAGUCCGCCGCGCGGGGAAAGGUGGUGCUUUUGUUUUCAGAUGGAUUGGACGACGAUGUGGAAAGACUUGAGCAAAAAUCUGACGCGCUCAGAAAAGAAGGCCUGAACGCCCUCGUGACCGUGGCCCUGGACGGAGCGGCCGACACUGGCAACGUGGCCGAUCUGCUCUACCUCGAGUUCGGGAAAGGAUUUGAGUACAAGACACAGUUCACCGUGGGCAUGCGGGACCUCGGGAGCCGGCUGGCCAGGCAGCUGGUCAACGUGGCCGAAAGGACGUGCUGCUGUUUGUUCUGCAAGUGUAUCGGAGGAGACGGCCCCAUGGGAGACGCUGGAACCCCAGGGAAGAAGGGAGCCCCCGGCUUCAAAGGCAGUGAAGGCCACCUGGGAGAGGAGGGCGUCGCUGGAGAGAGGGGAGGCCCCGGACCAGCCGGAGAGCGAGGCUCCAAGGGCUGCCACGGCACCCGAGGCCCCAAGGGCAACCGGGGACUGAACGGGCAGGAGGGAGCAGCUGGGGAAAGCGGCCUUGACGGACUAAGUGGAGAGCAGGGCGACAGUGGCCUUCCUGGAAGAAAGGGAGAAAAGGGCGACGCGGGGGCCCAGGGUAGCCCAGGAAAGAGAGGGACUUCUGGUGACCACGGAGCCAAGGGACUGCGAGGGGACCCCGGAGUUCCUGGAUUUGACAGUCCUGGAGAAGGACCCUCGGGCUUGAAGGGAGACCGUGGACGACAAGGAAGAAGAGGCUGGCCGGGACCCCCCGGAACACCAGGCUCCAGAAGAAAGACAGCAGCUCAUGGCCAAAGGGGACACACAGGCCCACAGGGAAGGCCAGGCAACCUGGGCCCCGGUGGACUUGAAGGCUCCCAGGGUCUCAAGGGCCCUCGGGGCCCAAGAGGAGAGACCGGGGCAAAAGGAGAAGAAGGAGCCCUGGGAAGCAAAGGCCCCCAGGGGCCUCCAGGACCCGGAGGCGAGGCGGGGAACCAAGGCCGCGUGGGAAGCCAAGGAAAUAAAGGGGAGCCCGGAGAGCCAGGAGGAAAGGGAGCCGUGGGCUUGCCGGGCCCUCGGGGCAUGCAGGGUGCUGAUGGCAGCCCGGGGCACGGCGGUGUCGGGAGCAGGGGAGCCAAGGGGCAGGAAGGAUUCCCCGGAGAAGGUGGCCCUCAGGGUGAGACUGGGGACCCCGGUGGUCCAGGAGAGACUGGACCCAAGGGAACCAGAGGCAAAACGGUGUCUGCUGGGCUUCCAGGAGAGCUGGGAUCCCCCGGGGAGCCAGGACCGCCUGGACGCAAGGGUGUAAAGGGAGCCAAGGGCCUGGCCUCGUUCUCCACAUGUGAGCUCAUUCAGUAUGUGCAAGACCACAGCCCGGGCCGCCUGUGACAGCCACCCUCUUGCCUUCCAGGGCAGCUCAGGUGCCCGGCACACCCCACCGAGCUGGUGUUCGCCCUGGACCAGUCCCGGGACGUCUCGGAGCAGGACUUCACACGGAUGAAGGAGAUGACCGCGGCCCUGCUGCGGGGCAUCCGGGUCCGGGGCGAUGGCUGCCCCGUGGGCGCGCGCGUGGCCGUCCUCACCUACGACGCCCACCCCAGGCUCCUCGUGCGCUUCACCGACACCCCCGGGAAGACCCAGCUGCUGCAGGAGGUCGAGGCCAUUCCCUACGAGCGGUCCUCGGCCAGCCGCGAGCUCGGCCAGGCCAUGAGGUUCGUCGCCAGGAAUGUCUUCAAGCGGACGCUGGCGGGGACGCACACCAGGAGAAUCGCCACGUUUCUCAGCGGCGGUCAGUCCGCCGACGCGCCGGCCGUCACCACGGCCACGCUGGAGUUCAGCGCGCUGGACGUCGUGCCAGUCGUGGUCGCCUUCAGCAGCGUGCCCUCCGUGCAGCGGGCCUUUGCGGUACGAGGGGGUGGCCGGUCAUGUGCCCACUGUUCUCUCACCCGUGUCCGAAGCCCCCGUAGGAAAGCUGGGAACUAG
This is a messenger RNA of Carlito syrichta (Philippine tarsier), 5829 nucleotides long. It is a transcript of the gene COL6A6, whose product is annotated as collagen type VI alpha 6 chain. The record is from RefSeq and is a predicted model, not a curated record. The transcript has 31 exons. Lineage: Eukaryota; Metazoa; Chordata; Mammalia; Primates; Tarsiidae.